AUUUUAUUAAGCACUUUUUGCAUCCUCAACCUAGCUAGUGAUAGAGGAAACAAAAAUGUCCUCGCUUGACAGAGUAAAAGUAUUAGUCUUGGGAGAUUCAGGUGUUGGAAAGUCGUCUUUAGUUCAUCUGCUGUGCCAUAACCAGGUUUUGGGAAAUCCUUCAUGGACAGUUGGUUGUUCUGUGGACGUCAGGGUCCAUGACUACAAAGAAGGCACGCCAGAAGAGAAGACCUACUACAUUGAACUGUGGGAUGUUGGAGGCUCUGUGGGAAGCGCCAGUAGUGUUAAAAGCACCAGAGCAGUUUUUUACAAUUCAGUUAAUGGCAUUAUUCUAGUUCAUGAUCUGACCAACAAAAAAUCCUCUCAGAAUCUGUAUCGCUGGUCAAUGGAGGCAUUAAACAAAGAUUCCUCUCCUACAGGGGUCAUCGUGUCGAAUGGGGAUUAUGACAGAGAGCAGUUUGCAGACAACACCAUCCCUCUCCUGCUAAUAGGCACCAAGUACGAUCAGAUCCCUGAAAACAAGAGGAAUGAUGUCCUGACUCGCACCGCCUUCCUAUCUGAAGACUUCAACGCAGAGGAGAUCAACCUGGACUGCACAAAUCCACGCUACUUUGCUGCUGGCUCAUCUAAUGCUGUAAAACUGAGCAGAUUUUUCUUCUGGUUCAUCUGGUUCUUUUUUUUUUUUUUUUUUUAAACUUUGCCCUUUUUC
Messenger RNA from Pangasianodon hypophthalmus (striped catfish), 709 nucleotides. RefSeq names its product rab-like protein 3. The record is from RefSeq and is a predicted model, not a curated record. The transcript has a single exon. The coding region runs from base 56 to 694 and encodes 212 amino acids. Gene Ontology annotation, biological process: intracellular protein transport. NCBI's taxonomy places the organism in Eukaryota, Metazoa, Chordata, Actinopteri, Siluriformes, Pangasiidae. Gene Ontology annotation, cellular component: endomembrane system. Gene Ontology annotation, molecular function: GTPase activity.